This is a messenger RNA of Helobdella robusta, 480 nucleotides long. RefSeq lists its product as hypothetical. The coding region runs from base 1 to 480 and encodes 159 amino acids. Lineage: Eukaryota; Metazoa; Annelida; Clitellata; Rhynchobdellida; Glossiphoniidae. The transcript has 3 exons. The record is from RefSeq and is a predicted model, not a curated record.
AUGUCAGUAAAUACAGUGUUGACAAUAGGCAGAUGUUUGUCAAGGGAAUAUUUUAUCACUGAUUCAGAUGAUGUAGCUCAGGCCUUGCCAAGGGUGAAGAGUAUAUCUGACCUGGGUGUGGUAAUGGAUGAUCGCCUCCAUUUCAAAGAGCAUGUUUUGAGUCAAAUAAAAAAAUCUAACUCCAUUUAUGCGGCAGGGCUGAUGUCAACACAAUGGGUCAUCAGCUCAGAUUGUGAACUCGACUGGCCAGAAAAGAUUGCAGGAAAUAUUUUUUCACGAAUCGAGUUUUUAGCCCAUGGAAUGCAUUACAAAGAAAAAUAUAAACUAUUCUGGAAUGGUCAAAAGACGGCCAAAAAGGGUGUUGUCAGAGAACGCAGCCAAGAUGUCAUAGAAAAUGAUUCAGAUGAGUCAUAUGAAGAAGUUGACAAUGAAACCGAAAUUAUGUUAAAAAUGGAUGCACAAUUACAUUCUAUCAAAUAG